GAUUUUACAGGGAGUGUGGUUGCCUGUUCAGCUGCAUUCAUCAUGAUAACUCCAGCAUUUGAACUGAGCCAGGACCCAGAUUUUCUUACUAUAACAAUCAAUGUACCUUAUGCCAAAGUUUCUGAGUUUGAUGUAUAUUUUGAAGGAAAGGAUUUUAAAUUUUAUGCUAAGCCUUACUUUCUCAGGUUAACUCUUCCUGGAAGAAUUGUGGAAGAUGGAAGAGAAAAAGCAUCUUAUAAUGUGGACAAAGGCAUUUUUACAGUUCGACUGCCUAAGGAGACUUCUGGUCAGUAUUUUGAUGGGUUGGACAUGCUGACGGCUCUGUUAGCACAGAAGAAAUCUAGAUCAGUUAAACCAUUAGUGGAAGAGAUAGGUACCUCUGCUGAGCUAGCCGAGGAGGAGGAGGAAGAGGAAGAAUUUGACUGGGAAAUUGAACAGACCCCUUAUCAUGAAACUGCAGAAAGCACUUUACAUUUACAAUGCUGCUAUGGGUUUGGAAAUUUGAAAUCAGGAGUGUUCCAACGAUUGCAGGAUGAACUCAGUGAUGUUAUUGAUGUUAAGGAUCCAGACUUAACUCCUGCAGAUGGACGCAGACAGAAACGACUGGAGACUGAGGCUGCUAAGUUUGAUCCUGAUCAUUAUCUUGCUGACUUUUUUGAAGAUGUAGUCAUUCAGCAUGUUUUGAAGUACAAGCCCUGGUGGGUUGAUGCUUAUGCAAAAAAGAUGGCUUCCCAGGGAAGGAGUCCUCAGGAACAUGUUAGUCAAACAACGUUCGUCUCCUUGUCAGAAGAAGAGAGAGAGCAGCUGAGAAAAUUCACAAAUAAAUCUUACCUGCUAGAUAAAAGAACCCGUCAUCAAGUGUAUUUCAGUUUAAUUGAUAUCCUUCUGGCAUACUGCUAUGAAAUUUGUAUUACUGAAGGAGACAAAAAUGUCGAGUCAUCAUGGAAUAUCAGGAAACUGAGUGCAACUUUGUGCUGGCUCGAGAGUUUCACUAGUAUUCCUGAGGUCCUGGUAUCCUUUGGAAGAAGAGUUUUAUGUUAUCCACUCUACAGACAUUUCAGAUUAGUGACACGAGCCUUCAGUGAUACAGUCAUGAUAUUGCAACUAGGUAAAAGUGCUGUUUUGAAAUGUCUGUUGGACAUUCACAAGAUUUUUCGAGAAAAUGACCCUGCCUACAUCCUUAAUGAUCUCUACAUUACGGACUAUUGUAUUUGGAUUCAAAAAACCAAGUCAAAAAAGUUGGCAGCACUUGCUGAAUCCUUACAGAAAGCCAAACUAACUAAGGCCCAUUUAGGGUUUGAACUAGAAGAGCUGGAAUCAGCUGCACUUCUGGUACAAGAGGAAGAAAGUGAGUUAAAAGCUGUCAGCGCUGUUUCCAAGCAACAGCUGCCUUCCUCUGAAUUGGAGACAAGUGACUCUGAAGAAUCAAGCAGUACUUCAUCAUCUGAGACAGAAAGCUCUGAUUCAGAUGAACAAGAGUCCUCAACCAGUGAAGAUGGGAAAAUAAAUUCUCUACAAGGCACACUCCAAGAGGAGAGGACAGCCCCACUUAUUGACUGCAAUGGAUUAGGGCGAGACACAGACACUUUGACGUUAGAUGUUAGUAAUGAAAAAUCGAAGGCUUCUUUACAAUCUACAUCUGUUCCUGGAAAACUGAUAGAGGAAUUAGGAAAGAAAAUGCAGACUGCAAUUAGGCUUUCAGAACAGCCUGAAGAAUUGGCUACUGCGAGCUACACAGUUUUGCAAGAGAAAGGAGCAAAUUAUGCAGUUGAACCCCAAAGACUUUCUGAGGAUCCACGUAGAAAAGAAAAUUUCUUGGAGGUUUCCCCAAAGAAAAACCUACUGCUGUUUGUUGACAGCACAAAUGAAGAUGAAGACUAA
Molecule: messenger RNA, 1881 nt
Organism: Emys orbicularis (European pond turtle)
Lineage: Eukaryota; Metazoa; Chordata; Testudines; Emydidae
Gene: SHQ1
Product: SHQ1, H/ACA ribonucleoprotein assembly factor
Exons: 11
Coding region: 43-1881 (612 amino acids)
Biological process (GO): box H/ACA snoRNP assembly
Cellular component (GO): cytoplasm; nucleoplasm
Source: RefSeq, a predicted model, not a curated record